AGAUGGCGGUGGCUGGGCGGCUGACCGGCCGGCAGAGGUGAAGGCCCCUGCGAAGUCCCAGAGCCGUAAAAACUCGCCCCCUCUCCGCCCCUCCCAGCCUCGGCAGCCCGGCAGAAAUUUUGUUGGUUUUCAUUUUUUUUUUUGAUAAGCAAGUAAACCACACAAAUUAUCAACAUGGGACGAAGAUCUACAUCAUCCACCAAGAGUGGAAAGUUUAUGAACCCUACAGACCAAGCCCGGAAAGAAGCCCGGAAGAGAGAAUUAAAGAAGAACAAAAAGCAACGCAUGAUGGUACGAGCUGCCGUUUUGAAGAUGAAAGAUCCUAAACAAAUUAUCCGAGACAUGGAGAAAUUGGAUGAAAUGGAAUUUAACCCAGUACAACAACCACAGUUAAAUGAGAAGGUGCUGAAAGAUAAGCGUAAAAAACUGCGUGAAACGUUUGAACGUAUUCUACGGCUGUAUGAGAAAGAGAAUCCAGAUAUAUACAAAGAAUUAAGAAAGCUGGAAGUGGAAUAUGAACAGAAAAGGGCUCAACUUAGCCAGUAUUUUGAUGCUGUCAAGAACGCUCAGCAUGUGGAAGUGGAGAGUAUUCCUUUGCCAGAUAUGCCACAUGCCCCUUCCAACAUCCUGAUCCAGGACAUUCCCCUUCCUGGUGCCCAGCCGCCCUCCAUCCUUAAGAAGACUUCAGCCUAUGGACCUCCAUCUCGGGCAGUUUCUAUACUUCCUCUUCUCGGACACGGUGUCCCACGCUUGCCUCCUGGCAGAAAGCCUCCCGGUCCUCCUCCUGGGCCGCCACCUCCUCAAGUCUUACAGAUGUAUGGCCGUAAAGUUGGCUUUGCCCUAGAUCUUCCUCCUCGGAGGCGAGAUGAAGACAUGCUAUAUAGUCCCGAACUGGCUCAGCGGGGUCAUGAUGAUGACGUUUCCAGCACCAGUGAAGAUGAUGGCUAUCCUGAGGACAUGGAUCAAGAUAAGCACGAUGACAGUACUGAUGACAGUGACACUGACCGAUCAGAUGGAGAAAGUGAAGGCGAUGACUUUGGGCACCGGGAUGAUAAUGAGAGAGACACCAAUGAAGAAAAAAAAGGUUUGAGUGUACGAUUUGCAGAUAUGCCUGGAAAGUCAAGGAAGAAAAAGAAGAAUAUGAAGGAGCUGACUCCUCUCCAAGCCAUGAUGCUUCGAAUGGCAGGUCAGGAAAUCCCUGAGGAGGGACGUGAAGUAGAGGAGUUUUCAGAGGAGGAGGAGGAUGAUUCGGAAGAUUCUGACACAGAAAAACCAUCACAGAAGCAGCACAAGGAGGACUCACUCUCUGAUGGCACAUCUGGUGCUUCCCAGCAGCAAGCGCCUCCGCAGUCUGUUCCUCCUUCUCAGAUACAGGCACCUCCCAUGCCAGGACCACCACCUCUGGGGCCACCCCCUGCCCCUCCUUUAAGACCACCCGGGCCACCUACAGGCCUUCCUCCUGGACCACCUCCAGGAGCUCCUCCAUUCUUGAGGCCACCCGGAAUGCCAGGACUCCGAGGGCCUUUACCCCGACUUUUACCUCCAGGACCACCACCAGGCCGGCCCCCCGGCCCUCCCCCAGGUCCGCCUCCAGGUCUGCCUCCAGGCCCCCCUCCUCGGGGACCUCCACCAAGGCUACCUCCCCCUGCACCUCCAGGGAUCCCUCCGCCUCGUCCUGGGAUGAUGCGCCCACCUUUGGUGCCUCCACUUGGACCUGCCCCGCCUGGGCUUUUCCCACCGGCUCCCUUGCCGAACCCAGGAGUUCUAAGCGCGCCUCCCAACUUGAUCCAGCGCCCCAAGGCGGAUGAUACGAGCGCAGCCACCAUUGAGAAGAAGGCGACAGCAACCAUCAGUGCCAAGCCACAGAUCACCAACCCCAAAGCCGAGAUUACUCGGUUUGUGCCCACCGCACUGAGGGUCCGUCGGGAGAAUAAAGGGGCUACCGCUGCUCCCCAAAGAAAGUCGGAGGAUGAUUCUGCUGUGCCUCUUGCCAAAGCAGCCCCUAAAUCUGGCCCAUCUCUUCCUGUUUCAGUACAAACUAAGGAUGAUGUUUAUGAAGCGUUCAUGAAAGAGAUGGAAGGGCUACUGUGACAGCGGCUGGGGCCAGAGCAGAAUUUGUUCACAUCAGUGGUUGGUGCAGAAAGGCUCUGAGUAAAGGCAGGCAGAGCUACUUUCACUUGUCAGGGUAUUUUCUCAUUUCAGUUCAAGAAAUAUCCUAAAGUUUAGCAUUGUUCACAGUUUACUCCAUAUCCUAACGGGUAUUUCAUUCAGAUUAGAUGGGUUGUCGAAGCAGUGCUGCUAACAUCCAUGCCCGUUCAGACCAUCAUUUCCAUCCCUUUUCGAUUCUUUCCCUUUACAAAUCUUUGGAAAUUUGUGACCAGGGAUCUUCGUUACUUGUUUCGGUUCUCUUCUGAUGUGUUGAGGGGCACUGGAGUAGAGAUUUCUGGGGGGGGGAAAAGUUUAUUUUACCCCAUCUUGCCUUUUGUGUUUGAGUUAUUCUUAAUAUUGUAAAUAUUUUGUAAUAUUGUAGUGAAAAGGAUUGCAAUGUCAUUUCCUAAUACAAAGCAAGAUACGUGGGAAGAAAUGUACAAUUCUUUGAUUAAAAUUAUUUCCCACCGA
Molecule: messenger RNA, 2619 nt
Organism: Sorex fumeus (smoky shrew)
Lineage: Eukaryota; Metazoa; Chordata; Mammalia; Eulipotyphla; Soricidae
Gene: WBP11
Product: WW domain binding protein 11
Exons: 12
Coding region: 175-2091 (638 amino acids)
Biological process (GO): mRNA cis splicing, via spliceosome
Cellular component (GO): spliceosomal complex
Source: RefSeq, a predicted model, not a curated record